Molecule: messenger RNA, 1992 nt
Organism: Macrosiphum euphorbiae (potato aphid)
Lineage: Eukaryota; Metazoa; Arthropoda; Insecta; Hemiptera; Aphididae
Source: the annotation of a GenBank genome assembly
AUGCAUUGGUUUGGUGUAUGUUGUUUUUGGCCAUUAUUUGUUUUCGUCUUGUCAGAUAAUAAUAAUUCAACAAACAACCGGACGUUCAUUGUAGAUUAUGAAAAAAACGAAUUCCUAAAAGACGGAGAAGUGUUCCGAUACGUUUCUGGUGAUUUGCACUAUUUUCGAAUUCCAAAACCUUAUUGGAAAGACAGAAUUCAAAAAGUAAAAGCCGCUGGAUUAAAUGCUAUAACAACUUAUGUAGAAUGGAGCUUACACGAACCAUUCCCUGGCAAAUAUAACUUUGAAGGGAUGGCUGACUUGGAGUAUUUCAUAAAAUUGAUCCAAGACGAAGGCAUGUACCUAAUCUUGAGACCAGGUCCAUACAUAUGUGCUGAACGUGAUUUUGGUGGAUUUCCAUAUUGGUUAUUGAACGUUACGCCUAAGGGGAGCUUGAGGACAAAUGAUUCGAGUUAUAAAAAAUAUGUUUCACAAUGGUUUAGUGUGCUUAUGCAGAAAAUGCAACCUCAUUUGUAUGGAAAUGGUGGAAAUAUCAUUAUGGUCCAGGUGGAGAAUGAGUAUGGGAGUUACUACGCCUGUGAUUCAGACUACAAACUAUGGUUACGUGAUUUAUUAAAAGGAUACGUAGAAGACAAAGCUUUACUCUUUACAAUUGAUAUAUGUAGCCAGAAAGAUUUUGACUGUGGUCCUAUUCCAGAAGUGUACGCGACCGUUGAUUUCGGAAUUUCAGUAAAUCCUGCCAAAUGUUUUGACUUUCUGAAAAACUUUCAAAAAGGCGGACCACCUGUCAACUCUGAGUUUUAUCCAGGUUGGUUAGCUCAUUGGCAGGAACCAUAUCCUAAAGUGAAUUCUGACGAUGUUGUGAACCAAAUGAAAUCAAUGCUGUCAUUGAAUGCCUCGUUUAGUUUUUACAUGUUCCACGGAGGUACUAAUUUUGGAUUUACGUCUGGCGCCAAUAUAUUCGUAUCAGAUACAAAUAUUGGAUAUUUACCUCAGCUAACAUCAUACGAUUAUGAUGCUCCAAUAGCUGAAGCUGGUGACCUGACCGAAAAAUAUUUCAAGAUAAAACGGACGCUCGAGAAUGCCAAACAUUCAGGUCCGGUACCAGAGAAUAUCAGCGUUAUAUCGCCGAUUCCAAAGCUUAAAGCAGCCUAUGGCACAUUCUACUUACGACCAUUGGUUAGUAUAUUUGACAAAGUUACUCAUCGGAUAAAUCCAGUGUUAAGCGAUAACCCUUUAACGUUUGAAGGCAUGGAUAUCAACACUGGGUUUGUAAUGUACGAAACAAUACUAUUAAAUAAGUUCCAAAACCCAGUGAAUCUAACCGUGAACUCUGUAAGAGAUCGAGCAAUCAUAUUCCUGGAUCAAGUAAAAGUUGGCACUAUGAAUCGAUUAAAAGGAAACACGACUAUAUUUUUAGACAUAAAAAAACAUUCUGCUCAAACACUGAGUAUUUUGAUUGAGAACCAAGGAAGGAUCAACUUCGGAGAUUUCAUCGAAGACAGAAAGGGAAUCUUGGGUAAUGUACUUCUUGACGAUGAAAAAGUGGGUCCGUGGAAAAUGAUUGCUCACCCUCUAAACGAAACGUCUUGGCUUUCUUCGAUCAAACCAGUAGACAAUGUCGAAGUACCGGCAUUUUAUAGAACACAGUUUACUUUGCCAGAGAACUUAGAUACCUUAGAUACUUAUCUGGAUACAUCAGGUUGGACUAAGGGAGUAGCGUUUUUAAAUGAUAUUAAUCUGGGUAGAUAUUGGCCACUCGCAGGACCUCAGAUUACACUCUACGUACCUGCUAGUUUUCUAAAGCCACCGCCUGCUGCCAAUUCACUUGUCAUGUUUGAACUUGAACAUGCGCCUCAAGACCUGUCAAUUAAGUUUGUAGACGAGCCGAAAAUCAAUGGUCAUAUAAACACAUUAGGCCCUUCAUCAGUCCUAAUAAUAACUAGCCUCUUUAUGGCUACAACUCAGUGUUACCAUAUUUUUAAAACCUAA